Messenger RNA from Patiria miniata (bat star), 3307 nucleotides. RefSeq names its product piggyBac transposable element-derived protein 4-like. NCBI's taxonomy places the organism in Eukaryota, Metazoa, Echinodermata, Asteroidea, Valvatida, Asterinidae. The transcript has a single exon. The record is from RefSeq and is a predicted model, not a curated record. Bases 369 to 2195 code for a protein of 608 amino acids.
GAAGGUCACUUGGCAGGGCUAAGUGGCUUGCUCAGAAUUGGCGGGAAAAAUAGUCGGCUCCCAUCAUGUUUGUGUGCAUAGUCUAAAUGUACAUGUACAGUACAUGCUUGCGUAUGCGUAUACAAAGUCGACGUCCCUGCGGGAUCUCCCCUACUGGCGAAAUGGAACAUUCUUUAGAUAUCUGCCGACACAGUUCUACGGGUUCAGAUUGAUGGAGCCCAUUUGUUGCAGCGACCCUGGAUCACGACCGGUAGUUGCACCCGGACCAUUUUGCACCGCAUUCCCCGCGCGAUGUUUGCCAGUGGAAUUUGUACAUGUAGCCUACACGUACUGUACUAAAACCACACGUUACGUGUCCAUUUCUAAACAUGGCUUCAACCAGUAGACAUCCCGAUAUUCCAGAAUCUCUUCCACCCACUUUGCAAGAUGAUAUUCGAGAUUCUGAUGUUGAAUCUCUGAUGUCGGAAGAAAGUGGCAGUGUGGUGGCCGAUAGCCAAACCUCUGAUGAAAUGUCUUGUUCAGAGGAAAGUGGCGAAGACGUUGACAGCAAUGGCAAUGAGGACGGCGAUGUUGCAUCCAUUCUGCCUCCCAAAAAAAGGCCGUUGCCCACCCCUCCAAAUGGGCGGCUUCAGAAAGAGAAGCCAUCACGUGCAGCGUACGUCUCGCCGUCGGGGGACACCUGGACGUCGGAUGCCCCAUCUACUUCAAGAAGACGAAAGGCAAAGGUCAUGAUGGAGGCAGCCGGGCCAAAAAAUCUUGAAGGCGCAAAGAGCAAGCUCCAGUUGUUUCAACUCUUCAUCACCACGGGUAUGAUGAAUGCCAUCCUCAUGCACACUAACGAGGAAGGUCUGAGACAGCGGGGACGGGCUUGGAGUGGCGACGUCGCCAUGAUGGAGCUGACUUCAGCCAUCGGUCUUCUGCUGUUCUUGGGGCUUACCAAGUCCGGCCGUGAGAAGGUCCGUUCCUUCUGGAGACAGGGACCUUUUGCGAGACCGCUCUGCAUGGCCACCAUGACGGGUACGAGGUUCCAGGACAUUCUCACCUUGAUGCGUUUUGACAGCAAGGCGACAGGCGAGGCGAGACGAAAGAACGAUAAGUUCGCCCCAAUUCGAAGCGUCUUCGAUGAAUUUGCCUCCUCCUGCCGUCGCUACUACAGCGCCGGUGAAUGUGUCACGGUUGACGAACAGUUGGUUGCCUUCAGAGGUCGAUGUCCCUUCAGGCAGUACAUGCCCAGAAAGCCGGCCAAGUACGGGAUCAAGUUUUGGGCUUGUGUGGACGUGGACAGCCAUUACGUGCUGAACAUCAUCCCCUACCUUGGGAAAGAAGCAGAGGGAACGAGGACCAACCUGGGUGCGAGUGUUGUCAAAGAACUAAUGCAGCCUAUGUACAACAUUGGGAGAAAUGUGACGACGGACAAUUAUUUCACAAGUGCCGCUCUUGCCAAGGACUUGCUCAAGAAAAACCUCACUUUGGUGGGAACAAUCAGGGGAAGUCGCCGAGAAGUUCCCAAGGAAGUUCGACGAGAGAAUGUGAAGACCAGGGCUGCCAAGUCGUCCCGUUUCCUUUUCAAUGAAGAUCUGACGCUCGUCUCUUUCAUCCCGAGAGAGAACCGGAGUGUGCUGCUCCUGUCAUCGAUGCAUCACGACAAGAAAAUCAACCCCGACACCCAGAAACCGGACAUUAUCCAUUUCUACAAUAAAACCAAAGGUGGGGUAGACACGGUCGACCAGAUGUGCAGCGUGUAUUCGUGCUUGCGGAAGACAAAAAGGUGGCCAAUGACUGUGUUCUACAACUUGUUGAACCUGGCGGCACUGAACGCCUAUGCAUUGUGGCGCCACCUCAAUCCGGCGUGGGCUAAACGCGAAAAUAGCCGCCACGACUUCCUGCACGGCCUCAUCAUGGAUCUGGUGAGGCCUCAGAUUGAGCUGCGAGCAGCCAAUCCCAGAGGACUCCAUGCCUCCACCACCAGUGCCAUGGCGAUCCUGAACUUCACGGUCCAAUACAACAGCAAACAACCCAAGCCUGACGGAGCUGAGCAAGCCAAGAUGGGCGACUGCCACGAGUGCCCUCCUCGUCGCCAAGGAGGCAGGCGAACCCCCAGGUCGUGCAAGACCUGCAACAGAUUUGUGUGCAAGGAACACUCGAUGAAAUUCUCCGCUGUGGCCUGCCGUUCUUGCCAUUACGGGGAGUUUUGAUCUGGUGUACCUAUAGAUGUAAUUACCGUUUCAAUGUUUGUUCAUCUGCCACAUUUAUGGGUGCAUACCUAUGUUCCCCGAUACCCAUGUUCCCCAAUCAUAACCCUAACCUUGAGGGUUUUGCGGAACAUUAGGUAUGCCUAUUGGGGAAUAUAGCUAUUGGGGAUAAUAGGUAUAAUUGGGGCACAUCUUGUUUACCCCACAUUUACCAAUUUCUGGUUUCCAUCAUAUCCACAGUUGUACGAUAAUUUUCCUUGGUUAUAUUCCUUGGCCGUUUUCCAUGGAAAUUCAAACCAUUGUUAUUAUUCACUUUCAGGUGUCUGUUUUGAUUUUGGUUUGUUUUUGUGCUGUUUGUUCAUAUGUUUGUUUAGACUUUAAUCUGUUAUUUAGAUUUACAUUAAGAUUUCCCUUCAAUAGUGUUUAGCAAACUUCAACUUCAAACAUAAUUGUUUACAUUUACUUGGGUGGUUUUUUUUUUAUCUCUAUUUGUUGUUCAGACAUUGCUGUAUUAUAGCUUUUUUUAGUUGUACAUUAAAAUUUUCUUUUGGUGUUUUUAAGCCAACUUUCAUUUGUUACAGGUAAAAAAAUCGGUAACUUUGUUUUCUUUCUUAACAUUGCAUAGACUUUACACUUAGACCUUUGGUUUUAUAUUUCCUGUUUCAUUGUUGCUUAAGUUUACAGAAUAUUGUUUUGAUACGAAAUAAUUAACCCAGAACUGCAAAAACAAACACCUUGUUUUCUUUCCUUUGCUUUUCUUUUAUCACUAUUUAAGUGUUACCUAAAUUACACCAAAUUAAUUAAACAAAACAAUGAAGCCUUGUAAAUAAUCCCAGAAAAUUCCUAGACAUGUAACAACACACUGAGACAAAAAAAGACAUAUUAUUUAAAUUGAUCAUUAUUUGUAUGGUAAGAAAGCCAGCAAUUUCUUACAGGGGUACAAAAUUUAUUAAUUUGUAUCACCAUUUUAAAACUAGGCUGUGGAAUCGCAUUUGUAAAAAAAAAUGAAUCAGAUAUUCUCAACACAAUUUGAAUGCAUACAAGCCUAACCAAAUAAGCUAACUAAAUGCCAUGAAUCCGGAAGCUUAUUCAAAUAAAUAUCCAUGGAAAUUCAA